Molecule: messenger RNA, 936 nt
Organism: Rangifer tarandus platyrhynchus (Svalbard reindeer)
Lineage: Eukaryota; Metazoa; Chordata; Mammalia; Artiodactyla; Cervidae
Source: the annotation of a GenBank genome assembly
AUGUUGACUAAGCCUCUGCAGGGGCUCGCGGUGGCCCCCAUGACUCCUACGCCGCUGCCAGGAGGCAAGGAUCGGGAAGCGUUCGAGGCCGAGUACCAACUCGGCCCCCUCCUCGGUAAGGGGGGCUUUGGCACCGUCUUCGCAGGACAUCGCGUCACAGACCGACUCCAGGUAGCCAUCAAAGUGAUCCCCCGGAAUCGCGUGCUGGGCUGGUCCCCCUUGUCAGAUUCAGUCGUAUGCCCACUGGAAGUGGCACUGCUAUGGAAGGUGGGUGCAGGCGGUGGGCACCCUGGUGUGAUCCGCCUGCUUGAUUGGUUUGAGACACCAGAGGGCUUCAUGCUGGUCCUUGAGCGGCCUCUGCCUGCCCAGGAUCUCUUUGACUACAUCACAGAGCAAGGCCCGCUGGGUGAAGGCCGAAGCCGCUGUCUCUUUGCCCAGGUAGUGGCAGCGGUUCGGCAUUGCCACGCCCGUGGAGUUGUCCAUCGUGACAUCAAGGAUGAGAACAUCCUGAUGGACCUCCGCCGGGGCUGUACCAAACUCAUUGAUUUUGGUUCUGGUGCCCUGCUUCAUGAUGAACCCUAUACUGACUUUGAUGGGACAAGGGUGUACAGUCCCCCGGAGUGGAUCUCUCGUCACCAGUACCACGCCCUGCCAGCCACUGUCUGGUCACUGGGUAUCCUCCUCUAUGACAUGGUAUGUGGGGACAUUCCCUUUGAGAGAGACCAGGAGAUUCUGGAGGCUGAACUCCACUUCCCUGCCCAUGUCUCCCCAGAUUGUUGUGCCCUAAUCCGCCGGUGCCUGGCCCCCAAACCCUCUGCCCGACCUUCACUGGAGGAGAUCCUACUGGACCCCUGGAUGCAGACACCAGCCGAGGAUGCAUCCCUCAACACUCCCAAAGAGGGUCCCACCCCUUUAGACUGGUCCCUACUGCCCUAG